AUGUACCUUAAGUUUUACAUAUUAAAUGUCAACUGCUGUCACAUCAUAACCUUCAAGUUAAGAAAAGUCAGUGAAAAGUAUUUAAUUUUUCGAUUGUCUAUUUUAAAGCAAAAAAAAGAAUAAAAAAUGGCUAAAGACGUUGCUACUGGAAGCUCAAUGAAACCUGUCCUCCGUGGACUUCAUAAUGCCACAAUUAAGAGAAACUUGAUUGUUUCUUUAACAUUAGUUACAAUCGUUUCUACAGCAUAUAAAUUUUUGGUUAAUGAUCCAAAGAAAACUGCUUAUGCUGAGUUCUACAAGAACUAUGAUGCUAACAAAUCAUUUGAAAGAAUGAAGGCAAAUGGCCGUUUUCAAUCCUGUUCAUAAACUGUUUCUUUUAAUGUAUUAAAAAGUUUAGUAAAAAUAACGUGAUGUUAAAAUAUGUAAGUCGAAAGGAUUAAAUACAAAUAAAAAAUAGACACAAA
Condylostylus longicornis is the source of this 464-nucleotide messenger RNA. RefSeq names its product cytochrome c oxidase subunit 6C (gene cype). The coding region runs from base 127 to 366 and encodes 79 amino acids. Lineage: Eukaryota; Metazoa; Arthropoda; Insecta; Diptera; Dolichopodidae. The transcript has 3 exons. The record is from RefSeq and is a predicted model, not a curated record.